Molecule: messenger RNA, 2321 nt
Organism: Danio aesculapii
Lineage: Eukaryota; Metazoa; Chordata; Actinopteri; Cypriniformes; Danionidae
Gene: stx2a
Product: syntaxin 2a
Exons: 9
Coding region: 221-1069 (282 amino acids)
Biological process (GO): exocytosis; synaptic vesicle fusion to presynaptic active zone membrane; intracellular protein transport
Cellular component (GO): endomembrane system; synaptic vesicle; plasma membrane
Molecular function (GO): SNAP receptor activity; SNARE binding
Source: RefSeq, a predicted model, not a curated record
UGUCCUUGAUAGUGUUGGAAAGUCCGAGUCAUUUUACAGCGAGUCGGUUCUUUUGAAUAGUACCUAUCUAUACAUAUCAACGUUUUCAAAUGAGCUGUUCAUACCGAUAUUGAUUCAUCAAAAAGAUUCAACUCAAAGGGCGGUUUGUUCAGGUUAUUGUUUAACCGACUCAUUCUGUAAUAUUGUAGUGUAGCGGGUGAGAAACUUACCUAGAGCUAAAAUGAAGGAUCGUCUGGGCGAAUUAUCAACCCACUGCAAUGACAUCACCAUCCUUGUUGAGUCCGACGCUUUCCUAGAGGGGUUCCUGCCCAAGGUUGAUGAGGCUCAAAAACUUUUAGAAAGACUUUCCUUCCUUGUGGAAGAAGUGAAGCUGAGACAUAGUACAAUUUUGACAGAAAUCAACCCACAGGCCUAUGUGAGAGAUGAACUUGAGCUGUUUGGCAAUGACAUCAAGCAGGUAGCAGAUGCAAUCAGAGUUAAACUAAAAGAUAUGGAAGAACAUUUUUCACAAUAUGGGAAUGCAAACAGCAGCUCGGUGUACUGCCGUAUACACACUACUCAGCACACAGUUCUUUCACUGAGGUUUGCAGAAAUAAUAAGUUUGUACAACCAAGAGCUGUUAUAUUUUCGUGCAAAGAGUAAAGAGCGGAUACAAAGACAGCUGGAGAUCAGUGGCAAUGUAAUGACUGAAGAGGAGACAGAGGAUUUACUACAAAAUAAAAGUCCUGCUGUUUUUACCUCAAAUGUCAGCUCUGGCUCCAGCAUCACAGGGCAAGCGUUGAAUGAGAUUGAGUCACGACACAAGGACAUUCUCUGUCUGGAGGCCAGCAUUCGAGAGCUGCAUAACAUGUUUACGGAUAUCACCAUGCUAGUCAACAGUCAGGGUGAAAUGGCAAACAACAUAGCAAAGACUGUAAUGAAAACUGGGAACUAUGUAGAUCAAGGGAAAGAGAACAUCAAACAUGCUAUUGAAUAUAAGAAAUCCUGGCGGAUUAGACUACCUCCCUUGCCUUCAUUCAUGCGCAAAGCAAAGCCAGUAACCAAAGAGGGGCUCUUGAAUGAAUCUUGAAUAUUAAACAUAUUCUACUUUAAGGUGUUUUUUUUUUUUUUGCGGUCUGUGAAAUUGAUGGAUUUGUGAAUAUGCCGGUUGACACUGAUCUGUCUAUUGGGUUUUCUCAAUCCAUUUACAAACAUACACUUCUCAUUUGUGUCUGCUUCCAUGUUUAAUGGUUAAGCUUGCUCUCAGAUAGGCAGCACGGCAGCAUUUUCUGUUGUAACAUGACAAAUCAGGUAUCUUGUGAGUAUCAGUGAAUGUUUAUAUGCACUAAUUUUCAUUAUUUAAAACGAAGCCAGCAAGCAUUUUUUGACAGACAUGUCAAGCAGCUAAAGCCCAACUUUAUUUUUAUUUUUUUUAAAUAAUCAAAAAGGAUUGUAGCUUGCCAGACUGCACAAGCAUAAUGUCACACUUUACGAUUUCCGAUGUCAUUUCAGACUAAACGACAAUCAAGCCGCGCCAACACAGAUAUGCAAGAAAACUCACGUGGGGUUUGACUUUGUCCAUCCAUGACACAUUUGUUUGUACAAUUUUUUUAAUACCUCAAAGCAAAUGUAAAUAAUCUGUAGUGUUAUUUUGUGCACAACAUGCUUUACUAAUAAACUCAGAAAAAAAAAACUGUUUUGAUAUUUCCCCACGGUGGUUUGAAGUUGUCUCGCUGAUUGCAUCAUUAGUAGAUUCUCCUCUUGGUUCUUGGUUUGACGUUCAUCGUAGCUGAAGUUGCACUGCAGAAAAUUGCCUCAAGUCAGAGGGCAAAUUUGAUCACAACAGUCAUUAAGACAAAUCAUACUACAAAAUCAUGGCUGAAAUUGUAGUGUAAACAGGGUUUAACAUUAAGACCAAGGUUUAACAUUAAGACCAAGACAUCUAACAAUUGUAGAAAAAUAGACUUACAUUAAUGACUACACAUUUGUCUGACAACUUGUCUAUUUUCAGACUAUUAUUAGAUGUCUAUUAGAAUUCAUUUUAAAAUGUUAAAAAUUACAGACUUGUCUGACUGACCUAGAGAACUGCACUCACAGAACUUGAUGAAUCCAGGACAAGAUUUCAUAAGUAAGAUAAUACUUAUAAUGAGAAGUAGCUGGUGGGGGAGUUACCUUGCUUAAAAUAAUCAAUGAAACUCCUGUGAAAUGGAUAUGUAAAGAUAAUAGAAUAUAAAAUAAACUGGUAUUUAUCUAGCUCAAAGAACCAACAAGGAAACAACCCAUUAGAAUGAAUGCACUGAGACCUUGUUAAGCACUUUAUAUUUGACAAAUGGCUGACUAAA